CGGACCGAACCGGCCCGGUCCGGUUCGGUUGUCGCGUCUAGGUCGGAGGGGCACCGUAGGUUUAGCAAAACCGAAACAGAUAAUAAUGUGUCGGAAAUUACAUUUCUCCGCUGUGUGGUUGUCGCUCAGGAUCUCUUGGCCACGACGACGCAUCAUCACCACCAUCGUCUUCAACCUUACCCUUCGUCGUAUCAAACGGCGAGGCCUCCUCCUCUCGCGGCAACUUCGAGAGCCGUCGACCCUUCCUUCUCUCGCAUGCUGCUCUCUCACCGUCGUAAAUUUCCCUCUUCGUCUUCUUCCCCGGUUUCGCUCUUCCAUCUGGUCUCUGCAUCUCAACUCAUCGGAUCGGUCGGCCCGCUUUCUUCUGAGGGUACUUCCGGUUUCGGCUUUGCAGGUGGUCCGCACAGUACGUGCCUGUUGUUCGUAGAAUAGGUUUGUUGGGUUCGUGGGGUUCAAGUGGAUGAUCCUUUGUGAGGUACCGAAUCGAUGGAAUCUCCUCAUGAACCUAUAAUUCCAGGAUUGCCAGAUGAUCUGGCCUUGAGAUGCUUGGCCAGAGUGUCUCAUGGGUUCCAGGGGCUGCUAGAAACAGUCUCGAAGAAGUGGAGAGAAGUUACACGAGGCAUGGAAUACGCCAACUUCAAGGCUAGGGAAGGCUGGUCUGGGGAUUGGUUAUUCGUUCUCACUGAGGGCUCCGACAACCAGUGGGUUGCUUAUGAUCCCGAAGCUGAUAGAUGGCAUCCUAUACCGAAGAUGCCAAGAAUGCAUCCUGACUGGAAGCACACUGGCUUUUCAUGUGUUUGCGUUGGUGACAGAUUCCUUGUCAUUGGUGGGGCUUAUGCAUCAAGUGAUCCAGGAUACCCUCAUCAGAAGCCUAUCAUAACCAAUGAUGUCUACCAAUUUGACCCUUUCAGAAAAGGAUGGACUAUGGUGUCAAGUAUGCAAACACCUCGUUCACACUUUGCGUGUUGCGUCAUCUCGGGAAAGGUGUAUGUAGCUGGGGGUCGCAAUCUUUCAUGCCCGAGAGGCCUCACUCUUGCUGAAUGUUACAAUCCAUUGUCAAACAAAUGGGAAGAACUGCCACCAAUGCCCAAUCCCCAAAUGGAUUGCAUAGGCUUGUCAUACAACGGCAAAUUUCAUGUUCUCAGUGAUCAAGUAGGACUUUUGGACCAAAAUUCAUCUGAAGUUUUCUGUCCAUUAUCUGGAUUGUGGAACACAGUAGAGGAUAAUUGGCCUUUUUCUAGAGCAAUGCAAGUAGCUGUACAGGUCAUUGAAAAUGAUCGUGUAUACACUAUUGUAGAUUGGGGUGAGAGCUUAAUUAAGACGAGGGAUACUGCCAAAGGAGAAUGGUACAAUGUGGGGAAAGUUCCUUCUGUUUUCCUUCCUGUCCACUCACGACCAUUAGAAGUCUUUGACUAUGGUUUUGCUGGUCUUGGACAUGAACUGUAUGUGUUAGGUGGGAAGGUUCUCAAGUGGGAAGAAUCGGGAGCUGGGAGAUUUGAUAUUGUCAAACUAGGAUUGGUGAGAGUCUGUGACCCUUCAAAGUUCCCUUUGAAGUGGCGUGAGACGAGACCAAUGUGUCUGACUGCAUCGGGCUCGAUUCUAGGAUGUGCUUCCCUUAAAGAAAACUCUGUUCUUCAGUUAGGAUAGUUUGGAGAGCUUUGAUCUAGGCCUUGCCAAUGCUCUGUUAUAUGACUUGAUUCUUCUUUGGUGUGUCUGUAAUCUAGUGUAAACAAAUUGAUACCUUUAGAGGAUUCAACGUCUUAUGUAAUGCCAAUUGUCUCGUUUACUUUCUUGUUUUUCGUUUGAUUGAAACUAAAAAUGAACUUCAGAUUCUUCUAUGCGAAAACAAGUUUAUUGCAUAGAAAACCAACCAAACUUCUGCCCCAAAUGACUUUGUCAAGCUAAAUACACGCACAACCUUGUAAAAUAAGUAUGUAGAUGUGUCACUGACUUUGGAAUCAUUGAAUCCUUAUCAUAAAGUAGUUUUAAAAAAAAAAAAACCCUUACCCUACUGCAGCCAUGCAAUCCUUGUCACCAGAAAACACAAAAAGUAGAGAAGAUGAAUAAAAGGAAAAA
Molecule: messenger RNA, 2076 nt
Organism: Rhodamnia argentea
Lineage: Eukaryota; Viridiplantae; Streptophyta; Magnoliopsida; Myrtales; Myrtaceae
Product: F-box/kelch-repeat protein At1g16250
Exons: 3
Coding region: 487-1647 (386 amino acids)
Molecular function (GO): protein binding
Source: RefSeq, a predicted model, not a curated record